Molecule: messenger RNA, 1634 nt
Organism: Silurus meridionalis
Lineage: Eukaryota; Metazoa; Chordata; Actinopteri; Siluriformes; Siluridae
Product: transport and Golgi organization protein 1 homolog
Exons: 14
Coding region: 540-1619 (359 amino acids)
Biological process (GO): protein secretion; vesicle cargo loading; endoplasmic reticulum to Golgi vesicle-mediated transport
Cellular component (GO): endoplasmic reticulum exit site; endoplasmic reticulum membrane
Source: RefSeq, a predicted model, not a curated record
UUUGCAUUGCUUUUUUUUGCCGUCGAGGUUACUAUAGCAACGACCCAAACAGAAAACGUUUAAGAUCGCGUGUGACUCUCUACACCCUUAAACACGUUGCAAGACGCAUUUACACCACGUUUAUUUCUACCGCUGCAGAAGUAAUUGAUGUGUAUUUACUCUCCUGAUCUCUCAAACAGAUCAUAAUUACUCACCUGGAUACAGUAUUUCAGGUAAACUACUAAUGUUCUGACUAAAAUGUCUGAUUUCAGUAUAUAAAUACAAACACAUUUAAUUAAUAGUGUUUAAUUUAGAGCGUCGGUGCUCGUUCGGCGCUCGUGUUUUUCCGGCGCACCUUCGUUCGGCGCUCGUGUUUUUCCGGCGCACCUUCGUUCGGCGCUCGUGUUUUUCCGGCGCACCUUCGUUCGGCGCUCGUGUUUUUCCGGCGCACCUUCGUUCGGCGCUCGUGUUUUUCCGGAGCUGGACAGCAGUAAUAAACAACCCAGUAACACUAACAGCCAAAAGUUUGUGGACACCCAAGUGGUGAGUUAAUCGCUGCCAUGCCCUGGGACUGGAGUCUGGGUCUGGCGUUUCCCGUCAUUCCGCGGAAUCCUAUACUUGAUGCAGCUGUGAUGGGAGUUUCCACCGUGCUGGUGUUCCUUGCUGUCAAGAGAAGGCAGUCUCUCUUGACAGAGAAACAGCUUCGCGAGAAGAUCCAGCAGCUCAUCAUUGAGGAAUUGGAAGUGCUUCAAAAAGGCAAUGAACUCAACAACACGAUCGAGGAAAAUCUUUCGGUGAUCGAGGACGAGCAGAAUCACUGUGUUAAAAACUUAAUGGCUGAACAGAAAGUGAGACGAGAACUUGAAGAGAAAUAUCAGAAGGUCAUGCAGGACCAAACAAACAUGAAAAACGAGAAGACCCACCUGGAGAACUGGUACAAGGACCUCCAACAGACGCUGGAAAUCACAACCGAGUUGUACCACCAGAAAGAAAACAUCUUACACCAGAAGCUGACUCAGGAGGAGCUGAAGCGCCGCGAAAAGGAGAGCAAGCUGUCCGAGGUGGAAGGCCGAGCCUUGCAAGCCGAAGAGAAGCUGAACCUCCUGAGGCAGAAGAUUGCUGUGCAGGAAAAGAAAGCCCACGAGAACUGGUUAAAAGCCCGGAUUUCAGAACGAAGUUUGAUGGAGGAGAAGAGGGAAUGUGCGAACCUUCGUCAGAAGAUUGUGAAGUUGAGCGACAAAAUGUCCGAUCUGGAGCGCUUGCUGCACAGGUCUGUUCCUCCAGAGUGCCACAUGCCUCCUUUACAGAGAGAUCCACAGGACUCUUCGAAGACGUCCGAUUUCACCGGCAACAACGAGCAAGCGAGAGUCUCGGAUCAAGUUCGAGACUCCCAUCUUCUCGCUUCAGACGUUUUUUGGUGUCUAAUCGCUGACAUGCCCAAAGACUUGCGUCUGGGUCUGACGUUUCACGUCCUUCCCUGGAAUCCUAUAGUUGUUGCAGCUGUGGUGGGAGUUCUCAACGUGCUGGUGUUCCUGUGGAGGACUGUUCUUGCUAUCAAACAACACGAGGAAAAGCUGAGCAAUUCUGAAGAAUCCCGAAGUUCUCAGCAGGAGGAGUUUCUCAAACUCAUGAACAAUUAGCAAGAUCUGAACGAG